Zingiber officinale is the source of this 1265-nucleotide messenger RNA. Its product is annotated as 5'-adenylylsulfate reductase-like 3. The record is from RefSeq and is a predicted model, not a curated record. Bases 206 to 1162 code for a protein of 318 amino acids. The transcript is spliced from 4 exons. NCBI's taxonomy places the organism in Eukaryota, Viridiplantae, Streptophyta, Magnoliopsida, Zingiberales, Zingiberaceae.
UUAAAAAAAAUAUAUUAUCUUUUAUAUAUCUGUCUCCGGUCGCGUCGCCUGGCUGCGGAGCUAACAUACGCCGGCGCCACCGACACCGACGUCCCCCUGUCCUCGUCCGGUUCUCUUCUCGCCUCCCCUCGAGGCCAUCCAUUUAAGGCUUCGUCUCCCGUUCUCUUGUUUGGAUCUUCAUCUUUGCGGGAGCUGGAGUCGGAUCAUGGAGAGGACCGGGAAGCUGACUCAAACUCUGUCCUCUUCUGUUCUUCUCUUGGCCGCCUUCGUUGUCCUAGCGACUGGGUCACCUGGUUGCCCCGUGCCCUCGGUUGGGGACUCGAUCUUGGGUCGUUCAGGCUCUCUCUGGGAUUUGGACCCGAGGAUGAUGCAUGCUAAUUAUCGGAUCGGCGUUGUUGAGGGAGAUGAAGCUGCUUUGCAGCGGGCAUUUAGCAUUGUGCAGACAAACAGAGACAGCUAUGUAGCUCUGCUAUUUUAUGCAUCCUGGUGCCCUUUUUCUAAAGUCUUCCAUCCAAAUUUCUACAUCUUGUCUGAUUGGUUUCCAGCUGUUCAUCAUUUUGCAUUUGAAGAAUCUGUUAUCAGGCCGAGCAUACUCUCGAAGCAUGGAGUGCAUGGUUUUCCUACCAUUCUUCUGCUGAAUUCCACCAUGAUUGUCCGUUAUCGUGGUUUACGCACCAUAAAUUCCCUUGUUACAUUUUACAAUCAUGUCACAGGUGUUGAUCCAUCGGCAAAACUGAUACCCCUGGAUGAAAUUAUGGACUCACCGAGAGUUUCUGAAUCCAUGGAAGAUGCACAGGAAAACUGUCCAUUCUCAUGGGCAAAAUCACCAGAGAAAUUGCUGCAGCAGGAUGGUUAUUUGGCGCUUGCAAGUUGCUUCCUGUUAAUGAGGCUUCUUCUUCGCUUCCUUCCCAGCCUUAAUGCUUGUUUCCAGAGAGCUUGGAGGCGACAGAUGCGAUAUGCAAGCCUGAGGAACAUAUGGAAUUCUUUCAAGGCAUACCUGGAACAAGCAAAGCAGGGCUUCAGUAGGUUGCAUCCGUUCAAGCAAACAAAUUUGCAGGAAGGUGCAAAGAAUGCAAAAGCUUGGGCUUCCAAAUCGUUAGCAUCGAUGUCACUAGGCGAAAGUAGUUCCGGAAGAGCAUACUCCACAGUCAAAAGAAAUUAAAAGGCAAGAUCAUUCGCUACUGUUUGUACAGUGUUGUAUAUCGACUUUGUUUGAGUGGAAAUGUUUAUGGGCUGCAACAAUUCUUGAAGCUGCGCCUUCCUGC